AUGAGCCAGCUCUGUUCUAUUAAGUCUGGCUUCCUAUUGUGUAUUAUGAUUAGUAUAUACCUGUUAUUCAAUAAUAUAAAGCAUUUUAAGGAGCUAAUGGAUGAAAAAGGGAAUAAUGAAGUAAUAGAGUGUGGAUACUACCCAGCAGAACUGUGUAAAGCUCUUUUUGAAGGAAAACCUGCAGCACUGAUAGUUGGAAAUGUGUGCCAAGAAGCACUCCCACCCUCAAAUGAUCAAGGUCUGAGGUACCUACAAUUACCUACCAACUGCUCAGAAAUAAUUAAAGAAAUGCACAUUAUCACUAAACCCCUUUCUGAAGAAGAAGCCAACUUUCAUUUGGCUUAUAUAAUAACCAUUCAUAAGAAACUCCAGAUGUUUGUCAAGCUUCUCACAGCAAUAUAUGCUCCUCAAAAUGUUUACUGCAUUCAUAUUGACAAAAAAGCCCCCAAGACCUACAAAAAUGCUGUCUAUACUAUAGCCAGCUGCUUUCAGAACAUUAUUAUUUCCUCAAAACAAGAAAAUGUUGUGUAUGGUGGAUUUUCACGUCUGAAAGCAGAUAUUAAUUGCAUGGAAGACCUAAUUCGUUCAAAGACACCAUGGAGUUAUGUUAUCAAUGUGUGUGGGCAGGAUUACCCUAUAAAAACAAACAAGGAAAUUAUAAAAUACCUGAAAAGCAAGUGGAGAGGGAGAAAUGUAACUCCUGGCACAAUACAGCCACCUCACAUGAAGUACAGGACAGAGGUGAGCUAUAAAGAAUUCCUCAAUCAGGGAAAACCAUAUAUCUGUCCAUCUUCCAUAUUGAAAAACAGGCCGCCGCAUAAUCUUACUCUAUAUUUUGGAACAGCAUACUAUGCCCUCACACGAGACUUUGUGGAGUUUGUUUUAUCAGACAUCCGAGCCAAGGACCUUCUUGAAUGGUCAAAAGACACAUAUAGUCCUGAUGAACACUACUGGGUGACUCUAAACCAUCUUAAAGAUGCUCCUGGAUCCACACCAGAUGCUCAAUGGGAAGGAAACAUCAGGGCUGUUAAAUGGAAGGAUCAGGAAGGCAAGGCUCACCCUGGAUGCAAUGGUCACUACAUUCGUGACAUCUGUGUAUACGGACUUGGAGAUUUAAAGUGGUUAAUGGAGUCUCCACACUUAUUCGCCAACAAAUUUGAUCCAGAACAUUAUCCACUUUUAACAGAUUGCUUAGAAAGACAGUAUAGGCUUAAGGUUCUGCAGGAAGCAGAAGUUGCUAUUGAAAAAAACUGGCAUUUUCAAGAUGAUGUUUUCAAUAUAAAAGAAAAGGUCUAAAAACAAGAACACUAACAAUACGCUCUUGAA
Molecule: messenger RNA, 1326 nt
Organism: Bombina bombina (fire-bellied toad)
Lineage: Eukaryota; Metazoa; Chordata; Amphibia; Anura; Bombinatoridae
Product: beta-1,3-galactosyl-O-glycosyl-glycoprotein beta-1,6-N-acetylglucosaminyltransferase 7-like
Exons: 3
Coding region: 1-1296 (431 amino acids)
Cellular component (GO): membrane
Molecular function (GO): acetylglucosaminyltransferase activity
Source: RefSeq, a predicted model, not a curated record